Enterobius vermicularis (human pinworm) is the source of this 1365-nucleotide messenger RNA. Lineage: Eukaryota; Metazoa; Nematoda; Chromadorea; Rhabditida; Oxyuridae. The record is from the annotation of a GenBank genome assembly.
AUGUCUGAUAAUUUUGUUGAGUUUUUUGUUGUUGCUGCUGCUGUUUAUCGUCGUCUUUUUUCCGUGUCAGCAUCACAGCUUGGCCAUCGGCCACGACGUUCGGUGAGCGUGGAUCCAUUUGCUCACGAUCUUCAGCGAACACCGUCAACAUCACUGAUGUCCAGUCGUUCACCAUUCGUUACUGGAAUGUCUUCCAGUUAUCAUCAUGAUGCCUCACCAUUCAAAAGCACAAUAACCAAUUCCAAUCGAUACGGUAGCAGUGAUUUGCUAAAUUCAUAUAAACCAUCGUCAUAUAGCAGUUCCUCGUAUACUCCAUAUCAUCACACUACCAGCACCUAUACACCGAAGCGAAGCACAAGUUAUGGAUCUGCGUAUUCACUAAACGAUAUUGGAAAGGGAAAAUCGUAUGGAACAUCAACAUUCGAUCGUCCGUCACCUUAUCGCCCAUCGUAUACAUCGCCGCGGACCACCUAUACUCCAACACCGUCAACUUUUCGGUCACAAACACCAAAUUAUGGCAGUGAACGAAAAAGCAGUUCACAAUUCAACAGAGAUUAUAAAUCUUUGUCGCGCUUUUCCGUCGACAAAGAAAAAUCACCUGAUGACGUCGAAAGUACGUUUAAAAAACUGUAUGAUCGAUAUGUCAACGAUAAAAGCGUUGAAAAAUCAAGUUCUGGUUCCAGCAACAAUUCAGCAUCCCCAAAAGUUUAUCGGAAAUUUAUUUCACACAGCGAAAAUGAAGAAGCUUCACUCGGCGACGAAGAGUUGAGUCCAGAAAGCAGCGAACAUGAUGAUUCGGUGAAUCAGGACAGUGUUGGUGCAAUUACACCAACACCAUUGGACACAAUAAGUCCAGACAGUGCUCAAGACAAAGAAACGAAUUUGGAUGCCACUCCAACAACGCCAAAAGUUGGUGACUUCUUUCAACCGUCAAAAUACUCCUUUGAAACCGAAGACAUUAAGCCGGUUGAAGUACAACAAUCUUCCGAAAACACAACGACUGAGAAAACGGAAAAAGUAUCAGAGUCAAUCCCAACUACCACAACAGCUUCUCUUUCUCAGUCAAGCUCACCGCUGAAAACCGGUAAAGCAAAUAAUGAGAUCUCAGAAGUAAGCGAUACUUCCGAAGAAGAUUUAAGUGACAAGAAGGAAAGUGAAGAAUCUGACAGUGAUAAAAAACCAGUUCAAAAAAACACGUUAAGUGCAAGUUUCACUGUCAAUUUACCACCAAAAGGUGAUAGUGGUAAGUUUGGUGCAAGAGCUAUGUCAACAGAUACGCUUAACAAGUUGAACGAUCUUGGUAAUUCAGCAAAAGAUGCUAAGUUUAUCGGCUAUAUAAACCGUUUGAAAGCUGUCGGCAAUUGA